AUGGGACCAAAGCGUUUGCCAAACUCAAGCGUCAAUUUCAGCUCUUCAGUUGGGGUCAUCAACGUGCCACCAAUGUAUCCUUCUUCCCGAGAUUUCCUUGAAGAUUUAGGAGUGCAUGAUACCCGUACAGCGUACAGACGGUGUAGGGGCCACUGGCAUGGUCUGGAGGCCAGUCCACAAGGAGAGCGCUUGCACUACAUUGGUGAUUACUCCGUUGCAAUGACAACAAAUGCCCAGGAUCCUAGACUUCGUCAGCUUAAGAUCAAGACCAAUGUCGUUAAAAGAAUAUCUAAAGACAAAGCUAAAUACGAAGAAGAACUAGUUGACCUUCAAAGGGACCUUGAAGAAAAGAAAGCCUCCGGUGCGGAUGAAUACAUGAUCAAAAAAGCAUGCGAGCUCAUUGAUGAAUCCCGAAUGAUGGUCUCGGACUGUUCGAGUCGAUUGGCAAGGGCCGUUGAUGUUUUGACGACAGCCGUUGCAGAUUGCGAGGAUCUGUGCGACCAUGAGGAAUACCAGUUUGCCCAAGAGCUCAUCGCUGGAAGGUCUGGAUCUGACACCUAG
This is a messenger RNA of Echinococcus granulosus, 561 nucleotides long. Its product is annotated as Tubulin-specific chaperone A. The coding region runs from base 1 to 561 and encodes 186 amino acids. Gene Ontology annotation, cellular component: microtubule cytoskeleton; cytosol. NCBI's taxonomy places the organism in Eukaryota, Metazoa, Platyhelminthes, Cestoda, Cyclophyllidea, Taeniidae. Gene Ontology annotation, biological process: tubulin complex assembly; post-chaperonin tubulin folding pathway. The transcript has 5 exons. Gene Ontology annotation, molecular function: beta-tubulin binding. The record is from RefSeq and is a predicted model, not a curated record.